Quercus lobata is the source of this 1680-nucleotide messenger RNA. RefSeq lists its product as uncharacterized. Lineage: Eukaryota; Viridiplantae; Streptophyta; Magnoliopsida; Fagales; Fagaceae. The coding region runs from base 1 to 1680 and encodes 559 amino acids. Gene Ontology annotation, molecular function: RNA-DNA hybrid ribonuclease activity; nucleic acid binding. The record is from RefSeq and is a predicted model, not a curated record. The transcript has a single exon.
AUGGGGUGCUUCCUUCUUCCCCAAAGCCUAUGUGAAGAAAUUGAGAGUAUGAUGAGAAGUUUCUGGUGGGUCCAAAGGCAGCAAGAAACAAAGAUGUACUGGGUGAGCUGGAAAACAAUGUGCAAACAGAAAGCAAGCGGUGGAAUGGGGUUCAGGGAUCUACAAGCUUUUAACAAAGCAAUGAUUGCUAAGCAGUUAUGGCGAAUUCUACAAAACCCAAGCUCUCUUGUGGCUAGGAUUCUCAAAUCAAGAUAUUUCCCUGCUGGAGAUAUCCUAAACGCUAAGCUUGGCAACUCCCCAUCAUACUCCUGGAGAAGCAUUCACAGCAGCCUUGACAUUAUUAGAGAGGGAACUCGUUGGAGAGUGGGUAACGGGAAACUAAUUCAUAUAUGGGAUGACAAAUGGAUGCCAACCCCGUCCACCUACAAGGUCAUUUCCCCCCCAAAUGUUAUCCCUGAAUUCCCAAUGGUCUCAUCUCUCAUAAACCCAAUGACAAAAUGGUGGAAUGUGGAUUUGGUUAGGGCAACCUUUCUCCCGUUCGAAGCAGAAACAAUCUUGAAGAUUCCUCUAAGCCGCACCCUUCCAAAAGUCAAAAUAAUCUGGAUUGGAAAUAGGCGUGGAGAAUUCUCAGUCAAAAGUGCCUAUCAUGUAGCCCACGGUCUGAUGGGAGCAAAUGAUUGUGGUGAAAGUUCUAAUGGGGAUCCUUGUAAGCCAUUGUGGAAGCGGCUUUGGCAUCUCCACUUGCCAACAAAAAUAAAGGUGUUUGCUUGGAGAGCCUGUGUCAAUGGUCUCCCUACGAUGGAAGCCAUUUAUAGAAGAGGGAUUUCUCAAAAUAUGGCCUGCCCUGUUUGUGGAAAUGAUGCUGAAUCUGUUGAUCAUGCUCUUCUUAGAUGUGAUUUCUCUUCCUUGGUUUGGGACUUUUGGCUUGAAAAUCCUCUUCACACUCAAGGAUUUAAAAAUUCCUUCCUUGACUCGGCUCUAUUUAUCCUCUCUCACUCAACUCUUCAAGAUUUGGAGAUCUUCUUUGCCACGGCUUGGGCCAUAUGGUCUAACAGAAAUAAUAUUUUGCAUAAGGAUGGUGGUCUUUCUCCUCUCCAUGUUUGGCAUAGAGCAAGAAAUGUUGUGGAAGAAUUUACAUGCUCUGCUAGUUGGGAUUUUGACUUAGUAAGACCUGCCUCUUCUAGUUGGAGCCCACCCCCUCCUGGAGCUUUUAAAGUUAAUGUUGAUGGUGCUUCUUCAGAACAAGAAGGUUCUUCCAGUAUGGGUGUGGUUAUUAGAGACUCCAAUGGUCAAGUAGUGGCUGCUCUGUGCUUGCCGCUUCAGUCCUAUUUUUCUGCAGAGCUUUCGGAAGUUUUUGCUUUGGAGCAAGGUGUCCUUUUUGCUCAAGAGCUUCAGCUGCCUCGGAUUAUUGUUGAAUCCGAUGCUCUGACAGUUAUUCAAGCAGUUAACGAUAAAGCUACAGGGAGCAUUUUCGGCCACCUCAUUCAGGGAAUUCACCAAGUUUGUGAGUCUUUUGAAUCUUGCCAUUUCAAGUACUUAAGUAGAAGAUACAAUUCAGUGGCCUAUGAGCUCGCACAACAUGCUAGAAGAACUGGAAAUUGUCAAAUAUGGAAGGGCGUUGCCCCUCCCUUUAUUCUGUCUUUUCUGCAAUCUGAUAUGCAAUUUGAUAUGUGUAGUUAA